This is a messenger RNA of Prunus armeniaca (apricot), 669 nucleotides long. Lineage: Eukaryota; Viridiplantae; Streptophyta; Magnoliopsida; Rosales; Rosaceae. The record is from the annotation of a GenBank genome assembly.
AUGUCGAAUUCUGAAAUAGAAGACCAAGUUUUCAACUUGUUCAAGGAUUUCAUGGCCAAGGUGGCCAAGUUUGAUGAUUUAGUGAGUCUGGGAAGCAUAUUACUCACUGGCUUUCAGCAGGGGCUGGAGUUUCUUAGGCGGCCUCCGGUAGAGAAGACAUCUGAGUUGGUUAAAAACAUAAUCCGAGCUAAUGAAACACAGAGAGUUAAGUCAUAUAUUGAAGCUGGAUGCAUCAACAGUGACGAUGGCAUGCAAAAUACAAACAAGUUGUAUACAUGCCAACUUGGACUUCGUGACCAUUUAAGCAAAGGCAAAAGCAUACUUAAUGAACUUGAAUGCCUCGUGGAGGAUGUAAUUGGUGCAAUGGAAAAUUUGUCUCCUUUCCAGGAUGAUAGUUUUGCUGACAGGCUGAAUGAAGAAGCAAGUACUGAUGAUAAGGAGGAAAUUGCUUCAUCCUGCCCCAAAAGAAAUAAAGUUACCGAUUAUGCUGAGUGUAUGGGGAUCAUUUACAGUAUGGUCAAGCAAGACUACAUGAUGCAGGAAAGGGUUGUUUCUGCUCUGAAUGUUAAGUCAUCUUCAGGAGAGUUAGAGAGCUACUGCCUGAUGUGGUCUUUGCGUCCCUUCAUAAAUAGCGAAGUUAUGGAUCAUGCUUGGAAACUUAUUCCCUGA